AUGUGCAAGGUAUUUUCAACGACACUCUCAGGACCAGCACGGGCAUGGUUUAACAGUCUGGAGGCGGGAAGUAUCAGGAGCUUUGGAGAUUUAGCCAACGCCUUCGUCAGCCGGUUCAUAGCUGGAGUUCCAGCUGACAGGAAGACCAGUUAUUUGGAGACGGUCAGGCAGAGAAGGGACGAGUCGCUGAGGGAGUAUAUUGCCCGUUUUAAUACGGAGGCCCUACAGAUUCCCGAGUUGGAUGAAGGGAGAGCGGUGGAGGCCAUGCAGAAGGGGACGACCUCCGCUGAGUUUUUUGGCUUGUUGAGUAGAAAACCCCCCACCACGCUGGCAAAGCUGAUGAAGAGGGCGGAGAAAUAUAUAAGGCAAGAUGACUCCCUAAUGACGAGUAGAUUCGCCAAGGGGGCGGAAGACAGAGGAAAAGCCCCCGAAGAAAGGAGAUCGGAGAGGCAUGAGAAGAAGCAGGGCAAGAAACCUGAGCCCUACAAGCAGCCCUGGGACAGGAGAGACCAGAGACCUUUCCCUCCUCGGGUUCCAGAAUAA
This is a messenger RNA of Manihot esculenta (cassava), 543 nucleotides long. RefSeq lists its product as uncharacterized. The transcript has a single exon. NCBI's taxonomy places the organism in Eukaryota, Viridiplantae, Streptophyta, Magnoliopsida, Malpighiales, Euphorbiaceae. The record is from RefSeq and is a predicted model, not a curated record. Bases 1 to 543 code for a protein of 180 amino acids.